CUUUGACCACCGAAUCCCACUAACAGCUGCAUCAUCCAAUCAGGAUUCGGAUCCCCCGCGCGCGCCCCCCCGAAAAAAAAAAAAAAAAGAGGGAAAAAGUCUACGAGAGGAGAUCAUACCCAUCUCAUGCGAAGGAGAGGGAGAGGGAGAGGGAGAGGGAUCGAUCCAAAUCGAGCUCGAAAAUGGGGUCAGAGACGAGGGUUUUGGACGCGUUGAGAUCGGAGAUCCCCUUCGACGCCGACGCCGAUCUCCUCCUCACCGGCGAGGUCCACGCCGGGCUCGUCCUCGUCGACCUGGUCAAUGGCUUCUGCACCGUCGGAGCAGGGAACCUCGCCCCAUGCGAACCCAAUAAACAAAUCGAUAGAAUGGUGGAGGAGUCUACUAAGCUUGCAAAGGCCUUUUGUGCGAGGCAAUGGCCUGUUUUCGCAUUUCUUGAUACGCACUAUCCGGAUAAACCUGAACCACCAUACCCACCUCAUUGUAUAGUUGGUACAGGGGAAGAAAACCUGGUUCCUGCUCUCGAGUGGCUGGAGAAUGAUCCAAAUGUGACCAUCAAAAGGAAAGGUUGCAUUGAUGGCUUCAUUUGCUCAAUGGAGAAGGAUGGUUCAAAUGCUUUUGCUGAUUGGGUGAAGAAGUUUGAAAUUAAAACUGUUUUGGUUGUUGGAAUAUGCACAGAUAUCUGUGUGCGAGACUUUGCUUGCUCCACAUUAUCUGCUAGGAAUAUUGGUCGAGUGCCACCAUUGAAGGAUGUUGUGAUUUACUCAGAUGGAUGUGCUACAUAUGAUCUCCCAGUUCAUGUUGCGAGAAGUAUCAAAGGAGCUUUAUCUCAUCCCCAGGAGCUGCUGCAUCAUAUAGGGCUCUACAUGGCGAAAGGAAGGGGAGCGAAGAUCGUGAACAGCGUUUUGUUCGACUCAGAAAAUGAACCGUGAUCCCGAAACAACUACUGCGCCCUAUUCCUGCUCGUAGCAGUGAUUAUAUCUGUUCUUCUAAACCGUCGAUAUAUUUACGCUCUCCGCUUUCAUGCAUGAUCUGUUUCAUAUUUCAGGGGUGACUAGCCCUGGCAAGUGCUGCUGUUGUGCUGGUAUCGUUUUCACUGUAUAUAUUUUUUUCGUUAAUAAGUCUACAUUCGCAAUAUUUCUUAUGCGAAUGUUAUAA
Molecule: messenger RNA, 1155 nt
Organism: Ananas comosus (pineapple)
Lineage: Eukaryota; Viridiplantae; Streptophyta; Magnoliopsida; Poales; Bromeliaceae
Product: nicotinamidase 1-like
Exons: 5
Coding region: 183-929 (248 amino acids)
Biological process (GO): pyridine nucleotide salvage
Molecular function (GO): nicotinamidase activity
Source: RefSeq, a predicted model, not a curated record